AUGUCCUUCAAACUUAUCCAACAGAAUGCCUCGACCUUACUUUUUGGUGGGUUGACAUUCUUAGUCUUAAGCUCGAAAAAUAUUAUUAUUUAUAAUGAAGAAAUUCUCAUUGGUUUAAGCUUUAUUGCGUUUUUAAUUUUUAGUAGCAUUACUCUGGGAGAAAGUAUUCGCGAAGCUUUCACUUUCCGUAAAGAAACGAUCCAAAAAGAGUUACAAAAAUAUUUAGACGUGAAAGAAGCCUUAUUGCAAGAUCUUUUAACAGAGUAUAAGAAAGCAUUAUUGUUAGAGGGACAAGUGGCUCAGUUACGUGAACAAAGUUGUAAAGAACUCAGAACCCUACACUCAACACGAGAAGCAGGAUUACAAGCAACGUUUGCGACACAGUUGAGAAACAAAUUGCAGAUCCUUUCACAAAUUGAACAGAAAGGUCAAGAAACCGUCCAGAGAAAUUGGCAACAGGGGUUAAAGUAUGGUGUUUUAGAAGCCUUUCGACAGUCAAAAAAGACGGUAGGGCCACAACUCUUACACCAAGCGCUCGAACAAUUAAAGCAAGGACAACCCAAAUAG
Messenger RNA from Bathycoccus prasinos, 567 nucleotides. NCBI's taxonomy places the organism in Eukaryota, Viridiplantae, Chlorophyta, Mamiellophyceae, Mamiellales, Bathycoccaceae. The record is from the annotation of a RefSeq genome assembly.